UGUGGGAUGGGCUGGGGCAAGUGCCCGGGCCAGUGUGGGGUGCCUUAAAUUCUCCAAACUCUGAUCGCUGUCCAGAGGAGUCAGAUCUCCGGAAGGGAAUCACAGCGUGCAUAGGGACUGCAGUAACUCCUGCAGCAACAGAACAGGCCCAUCUCCUAGACUGAACAAUCUUGCCUGUGGUUACCACCUCCUGCCCCAGCUCACAGCACCACCCUCCACACUCCCCCUCACCUUCAACCAUGAAGUCCUUUUUAGUCAUGUUCCUUGUAACCAUCAUUAUGACCAAGCAACUUGCACAAGCUCUGGAUUGCCACGUCUGCACAGCUAAUGAUAAUGACUGCUUGAACCCAGUUCGUUGUCCAGGGCUAGUCAUCUACUGCAAGACCAUUCGGGCCUACUCUCCAGCUGUGGUCUACAAAUCCUGUGCGGCCAGCUGCACCAAGGACGGCGUGGAGGAAAUCCAGAUAAAACAAAAUGCCAAGGUGUCCUGCUGCCAGACAGACCUGUGCAAUGGGGCUGCCUCCCGCUCCUCAGGCCUCAUCCUCACUGGGCUCCUCAGCGUCUUCUGGGGUCUGUUCACUCUUGGCCUCUGAGCUACAGCCAGUAGAUACACAGAUGGAUAAACGGACUUCACUCCCCUCCUUUGGACUUAUAGCUCUGCCUGGCUCCCAGGUGAGAGAGCGAGACUGCUCCCAUCCUCCCCUCGUCACUAGACCCCACACAGAGCACUGGGCUGCUUCCAGCCCCACCUCCAUCACGUACCACCCCCCUACUGGUAUGUCUCUGUUUGGGUCCUGAUUUUCCUAUCAGUAGAAUAGACCUGGCGAUCUUCCUGAUACCUGGGGGUGAGGGUGGAGGAUGACUCUUAUGAUUAGAUCUUGAUUUGGAAGGGAAUCACAGAAUCAGACUUGGAAGGGACCCCAGCAUCCCACGCAACCUUCAUUUGAGCAGCAAUCCCCUCUAUGAUCUCCCUGACGAGCUCUCAUUCAGAGUUUGCGUGAUGAGAAACUCACUAACUGUCUAGGCAUCCCAAUCCACUUUCAGAGAGCUCUAAUUGGUAGGAAGCUUUUCUUUACAUUGAGCCCAAAUCUCCCUCUCUCUAAUUUCUAGGCCUGGUUCCUAAUUUUGCUCUCCAGGACCAAGCAGACCAACUAGAACCUAUCUUCCACAUGACAGGCCUUCACAUAUUUGAAAACAGCUAUUAUUUCCCCUCCUCCUCUCCCCCUGUAAAUCUUCUCUUUUACAAGCUACAAUCCACCCCAACCUCCAUAUCCCCGCCCAGUCCCUUCAACCAGUCCUUGCAUGGCAGGGGACCUCAAAGAUCAUCCUAGCUGGCUUUCCAGUUACUUUGGGGUUUCAGGACUAUCUUAAAGAAUGCCUGAGGGGAAGGGGAAGAAAGCUCUCUGGGAUCCCUCCUGCCCAUUGAGGGGAGGCAGAGGGGGUGACAAAUACAGAACUCCAAAAGCUGCUCUUGGACUGGCUGUACCCCCGCAGUCUCAAAUGCUUAUUGAUCUACCAGAUGUCACCCCAGGGCUCUUUCUACAAAAGGGAAAGCAGAGGGAAAGCAGCCAGGCUGGCAUUGGCCCUGGAAGAGAAUCUCUGGAGGGAACAGAACACUUUGGGCUUUUUUUAGCUGCCCUAUUCAACCCUGGACUGGGAAAACACGGCCUCUACCCUCAAGGCAUCCCUCCCUGCUCCUCCUUCCACUGUGAAAGGGCAAACAUGACUGUUUACUCCAGUUACCUCUUCCAAGGGAAAUAGGAGAGGCUGAGAUUAUAGGAAGAGGAGGCUGGCUAAAACAGCCCAGUCAUACUCGAGGCAGACCUACCACUCUCUGGCUACAGAUUUGAGGGUCUAAAGGAUCAGCUGCCCCUCCCCCUGCUAUCACCUACCUGUGGGGAUGUUUCAUCAUCCAUCCUCUGGAGUCAAAGACCCCCUCAUCUUUUUUUUUACAGCUGAGGAAACUGAGGUCCAAAGAAGAAAAGAGGCUUGCCCAAGUUUAUGUACAGCUAAGUAGUAGAUAAUAAAUAGCAGAGCAUGGACCAGAACCUAGAUAAAGCAGUGGAUAGAGUACUAGACCUGGAGUCAGGAAAA
This is a messenger RNA of Phascolarctos cinereus (koala), 2094 nucleotides long. Its product is annotated as ly-6/neurotoxin-like protein 1. Gene Ontology annotation, cellular component: plasma membrane. The record is from RefSeq and is a predicted model, not a curated record. NCBI's taxonomy places the organism in Eukaryota, Metazoa, Chordata, Mammalia, Diprotodontia, Phascolarctidae.